AUGCAGGGCCACUACGAGCCUGCUGCGAGUCAGGUAGAACGCGUGGGCGAGGCGGAGAACCCUGUAGAGCCGGUAGAACGCGUGGAGGAGGCCACCACGACGCUCAGUCACAAGGAGCAGAGUGAUGGUCUCUCCAAGCUCGAGAGCAAGUUCCUCAAGCGUGUGGACACUACCGAGAUCCGCAAGUACCACAGAGCCUACGCCAGCGUCCCCCACCCGGCGGGCAGCCACCAGGACUACAAGACGGCGCUGUUCACGGCCGAGCAGUUCGAGUCCUUCGGCAUCAAGGCCGAGAUCGUAGAGUACUAUCCGCUGCUGUCGCUGCCCAUCCACCGCCGCUUGAGCAUCCUGUCGCCACCUGAAGCGGCUCGUGAGCUGAACUUGACGGAGGACUCCGUGCCUGGAGACUCGUGCACCAGUAAUGAGGACGCCCUGCCCCCCUUCCUGGGGUACUCGGACUCGGGCAAUGUCACGGCCUCGGUGGUGUACGUCAACUACGCGCGACCCGUGGACUUUCAGUGGCUCAAGGACAACAAUGUCACAUUGGAGGGCAAGAUCGCGCUCGUACGAUACGGCGGCAACUUCCGCGGACUCAAGGUGAUGCUGGCAGAGCAGCACGGUAUGGCGGGCGUGCUCAUCUACUCAGACCCACUGGAUGAUGGCUACGCGCAAGGACCAGUGUACCCGGACGGCCCGUGGCGCCCGGAGGGAUCGUUCCAGCGCGGAUCGGUGCAGUACAACUCGAUCUCCGGUGGUGACCCGCUCACGCCCGGCUUUCCGUCGCUGCCUGGUGAGCCGUACCUGAGCAAGGAACAGUGCAAGACCAUCCCGCAUAUCCCGACCCUGCCGCUUUCCUACGGCCAAGCUCGAUACAUUCUCGAAUCUCUGAGCGGGAAGAAGGCUCCUGAGGCGUGGCAGGGUGCGCUUAACCUUGGCAACGGGGCUUACUUUGUGGGUGACGACGAAGCCACGGUGUUGAAUCUUGAUGUCGCCAUGGACAACAGCAUCGGACCCAUUUGGGACGUCAUCGGUACCAUUGAAGGCGCGGAAGAACCUGAUCAGAUGGUGCUGAUCGGCAACCACCGCGAUGCUUGGGUGUGCGGUGCCGUCGAUCCGUCGAGUGCCUCUGCAGUUAUGCUGGAGAUUGCUCGUGGGCUGGGUGACUUGCUCAAGGAUGGCUGGAAGCCUCGCCGUACUCUCGUUAUUGCUUCGUGGGAUGGAGAAGAGAUGGGCUUGCUGGGAAGCACUGAGUUUGCGGAGGACCACGCCGAGUUGCUCAAGAAGCAGGCGGUGGCGUACGUCAACGUGGACUACGUCGUUGGACCCUUUGUGAGCACGGGCGGCACACCAUCCAUUGCGAAAUUCUUGCAGGAUACUGCCCAGCUCAUUCCAGGCAACCCGUUCCAUGGUAUUGAGGUCUCGGAAAGUCUGUACGAGCAGUGGGUGAGUCAGACGGCUAUUCGGCGAUCAAGUCUCGCAGUUGGUGCUGACGAUGGCACUCUGGCUCCGGACCAUUUGAUCCAAUUUUUGGGCUCUGGCACCGACUUCACGGCGUUCUACCAGCACCUGGGCAUCAUAUCUGCUAACCUCGGCUACACUGUCGGUAGUGUAAUGUACGGCACGUACCACAGCACCAUGGACAGCAUCCCGUACAUGGAAACCGUAGGUGAUCCGCACUAUGCUACGCACACCACGAUCGCGAAGUGGUGGGGGUUGAUCACUCUGCGAUUGGUGGACAACGAGAUUGUGCCGUUCGACUUCUCUACGUACGGUCUGGUGAUGAAGGAAGACUUGGCUGGUUACGAGAAGAUCACCGGGAAAAUGGGCCGCAUCGUCGACUACUCGGCUCUCCACGAAGCAAUUGAGACGUUCACCACCAACGCUGAAGUUUUCCAGGCCCGAGUUGCUGAGUUUUCCGAGAAGGCUGCCAAAAAGAAAGAGAGUCACAAGAGUGAGGCGGAGCGUCACUUCUUGAACGAGAAACUCGUAAGCCUUGAGCGAUUCCUGAUUUCGGACGCGGGAUUGCCGCACCGACCAUGGUUUAAGCAUAUGAUCUUCGGACCGGGAUUCUACGAGGGCUACAAGGGAGCUGCUUUCCCUGGUAUCUCGGACUGCAUCGUGUUUGAGGAUGACGACGCAACAAUCCAAACGCACGUCAACGAUGUCGCUGCUGUCAUCAACACCGCAGCAGCUUAUCUGACGUCCGCUUAA
Phytophthora sojae is the source of this 2211-nucleotide messenger RNA. RefSeq lists its product as hypothetical. The record is from RefSeq and is a predicted model, not a curated record. Lineage: Eukaryota; Oomycota; Peronosporomycetes; Peronosporales; Peronosporaceae. The transcript has a single exon. Gene Ontology annotation, molecular function: carboxypeptidase activity. The coding region runs from base 1 to 2211 and encodes 736 amino acids.